This is a messenger RNA of Cryptomeria japonica (Japanese cedar), 5363 nucleotides long. Its product is annotated as glycosyltransferase family 92 protein Os08g0121900. NCBI's taxonomy places the organism in Eukaryota, Viridiplantae, Streptophyta, Pinopsida, Cupressales, Cupressaceae. The record is from RefSeq and is a predicted model, not a curated record. Bases 1172 to 1897 code for a protein of 241 amino acids. The transcript has 3 exons.
UACUAUGAAAGCAAGUCAUGCGUUUGCACUACCAUUCAAAUAUUUACGUUAAUUAGUUAAAAUCAUUUCAGUGCAACAACAAACACACUACAUCAAUUAUUUUCUUUCUUUAAUCAAUAUUCAAAAUUGCUGGGAUUUGUUGAUCGCCAUUUUCCCUUAGAAGAAGAUUGAAUUCUUGUUCUGAAGAAGAGGUUACAGUGACAUGGCUUCCAUGGAUAUGAUCAUGCUCAGAAAUCCUCACAAGAAUUGGGUGCAUACUUCUUAUGUUACCACUUAUGGGUUUCUGGCUCAAAUAGGAAAUAUAUUAACAGAGUUUCGUUCUCCCUAAAUUUAGCUCCAUUAAAACACAAACGACUUGGGUUCCAUUGUGUCAUUUUGAUUAUUGUGUUCUUCACGGUUUGUGCAAUCACCCUUCCUUCAUCAGAUAUUUCAAGAUUUAAAAAUCAUUUAUAUGGGCGUUGCAUUUCAAGGUUACUGUGUUCUUCAAGGUUUCUUGACCGCCAUUUUCCCAUAGAGGGAGAUUGAAUUCUUGUGUCAUUUUGAUUAUUGUGUUCUUCACAGUUGGUGCAAUCACCCUUCCUUCAUCAGAUAUUUCAAGGUAAGCUCUCUAUGUAGUAUGUGUUCAACAAAGGCAGUGCACAGGAGAAGCUAAAGAAGAAAUAUAUCAAGGGAGAUUCAUUCUCACUAAAACACAAGCGACUUGGGUUCCAUUGUAUCAUUUUGAUUAUUUUGUUCUUCACAGUUGGUGCAACAAUCCUUCAUCAGAUAUUUCAAGUUACGUUAGAGGAGGUGUUGUUGGGCACAAAUUUAAGGAUUCCUUUGCACUUAGCUCGAGGUCUGCAAGAAGGAUUUUUAUUCAUCCAAGAUGUUGUCCUCUUACCUGAGGUGUUACUAUUGGUACCGCUGUCUUCUCAAAGAUUCAGAUUCAAAGACAGAGAAUCUCUGCAAUGUUCUUUCAAAAUACAAUUUCCAUACACAACUGAAGGGAAUUGAAUAUUUAAAUAGAGCCCAAGGAGUUUCUCCAGUAAGAUGCCAGGCACCUGCACAAGAUGUCCAAUGGUCUGCAAACUCAAUGGCCCUAGUUGACAACAUUCAUAACCCUGUUGUAACAGAGACCAUGAAAGUGAAUGAGGAGUUUAUGAAUUACUCCCAGCCCAUUGAAUGACAUCACAUGGUAUAUGAGAGCUUCGUUACAGAUAAGGAUAUUGUUCUGUUUGGAAAGGGUAUUAACCGUAAACAAGGACUAAAUGUUGCACCACAAGACCUCCGUUGCAUCUUCAAUGGCACAAUAGAAACUACUGCAACUGUAUCUGCACAAGAGGUCUUUAGGUGUGAGCAUCCAGAAGAAGAAGUACUUUAUCAGCUUCUUGGAUCCAAAAUCAUUCUGUCAAUCCAUGGAAACCGUAUUCCUUCUGUUGUUUAUUAUGACAUCCCACCAUCUUAUCACAGACCUCUGCAGUAUGCUCAUGUUAGAACUACGGAAAGCAAGAAGAUGAAAAUGUGUGCCUGCACAGUGGUGUUUAAUGUAGCAAAACUCAUAAGAGAAUGGGUAAUGUACAAUUCCCAUUUGGGUGUAGAGCAUUUCUUUCUGUAUGAUAAUAACAAUAAAGACAAUCUGGAACAAAUUCUUGAAAGCGGGUUGUCAGGGUACAAUGCGAGCAGAUAUCCAUUGCCAUGGGCUAAGACACAGGAAGCAGGAUUUUCACACUGUGUGCUCAUGGCCAGGGAAAAGUGCGAGGGGAUAAUGUAUAACGAUGUGGAUAAGUUUUUAUUCUCUGAUUCUUGGUUGAAUGAGCAGGUGGCUCUUGAGGCCAAGGGCAUUCAGGAAGUAAAACCCAACUGCAAGGAUCUUACUUCAGGGGUUCUCUUGAACAUGGUUACGAGUCUAAGUUCAUAGAGGAAGUAGCCUCCAAGAAUUUCCGAAUCUCAUAUAGGGCAACUUUCCUUGCAGUUUGGGAAUUUUGGGCCAUCAGGGGAUGAGGUGUUACUAUUGGUGCUACUGUCCUCUCCAAGCUUCAGAGUCAAAGACAAAGAAUCUUUGCAAUGUUCUUUCUCAGACGAUUUCUAUACACAACUGAAGGGAAUUGAAUAUUUAUAUAGAGUCCAAGGAGUUGCUGCAGUAAGUUGCCAGGUACCUGCACAAGAUUUCCAAUGGUCUGCAAAAUCAGUGGCCCUAGGUGACAACAUUCAUAACCUAGUUGUAACUGAGACCAUGAAAGUGAAUGAUGAGUUUUAUGAAUUACUCCUAGUCCAUUGAAUGGCAUCACAUGGCAUAUGAGAGCUUCAUUACGGAUAAGGAUGUUGUUCUAUUUGCCAAAGGUAUCAACAAUAAACAUGGACUAAACGUUGCAGCAUGAUAUCCCCAUUGCAUCUUCAAUGGCACCAUAGAAACUCAUGUAACUGUAUCUGCACAAGAGGUCCUUGGAUGUGAGCAUUCAGAAGAAGUAGUACUUUAUCAGCUUCUUGAAUCCAAAAUCACUAUGUCAAUCCAUGGAAAACCUAUUCCUUCUGUUGUUUAUUAUGACAUCCUACCAUCUUAUCAUAGACCUCUGUAGUAUGCUCAGUUUAUAACUACAGAAAGCAAGAAGAUGAAUAUCAUAGAUAUAUAAUGUCAUAUCUUGGUUAGACCAAUUAAUAAGCUUCUAGUGACAUGGCUUCCAUGGAAUUGUGGGCAUUCGAUAUUUUUUGAGUUAAUUGUUGACCUGUUCUUGGUUAAUUUGCAGUUACCUUAGAGGAGGUGUUAUUGGACACAAAUUUGAAGAUUCCUUUGUGCUUAAUGGAGGUUUACAAGAAGGAUUUGGAAGAAAGACAAUAGAGUACAACCUACAGGCAAGUGUUUCACAGAGGAAUCAUUUCCAACCCCUGAAUUUGACCGUGCUCCAAAGCUAUGGAAAAUUAUCCAAGAUCUUGUCAUCUUACAUGAUGAAGUGUUACUAUUGGUCCCACUGUCAUCUCCAAGGUUCAGAUUUGAAGACAAGGAAUGCAAUGUUCUUUCUCAGACAAUUUCUAUACACAACUGAAGGAAAUUGAAUAUUUAGAUGCAGCCAUGCUGCAUGCUGCAUCUAAAUAUUCAAUUCCCUUCAGUUGUGUAUAGAAAUUAACAUUGCAGAGAUUCCUUGUCUUCGAAUCUGAAUCUUGGAGAAGACAGUGGGACCAAUAGUAACACUUCAUCACGUAAGAGGACAACAUCUUGGAUGAAUAAAAAUCCAUGGGUUUGCUGCAUAGUCAGAUUCAAGGGUUGGAAAUAAUUCCUCUGUGAAGCACUUUCCUGUAGGUUGUACUUUAUCAUCUUUUUUCCAAAUCCUUCUUGCAGAUCUCCAGGAAAGCGCAAAGUGCAAAGGAAUCUUUAAAUUUCUUUUUAAUUACAACUCUACGUAACUGCAAAUUAACCAAAUGACAAGUCAACAACUAACUCAGAAAAAUAUGGAACGCCUACAAUUCUCAGCCGCUGUGUCAUCUGUUGCAAGCACAAGAAGGUUAUCCACUAUGGCUGGAUAUUACAAGGACAAAAAUACUUCUGUGGCAGUACCAGAGUUUGAGGAUCUAUAUCAUCUUUCACUAAGAACACAGUAAGGCUUACAGGUUGUAUAACCCUCACACAAAUAGCAUUCUUGUAUCAAGAGAUGUCAUUUUUGAUGAAGGGGGACUGUAUUGUCAUCAAAAAGACUAUGAUGAGAAGUUUAAAUCUCUUUUGAGUCCUUGACACUUUAUAUACACAACUGAAGAGAAUUGAGUAUUUCGAUAGAGUUCAAGGAGUUGCUGCAGUAAGAUGCCAGGCACGGAGCACCUGCACAAGAUGUCCAAUGGUCUGCAAGAUCAGUUGCCCUAGUUCACAACAUUCAUAACCCUGUUGUAACAAAGACCAUGAAAGUGAAUGCUGAGUUUAUGAAUUACUCCCAGCCCAUUGAAUGGCAUCACAUGGUAUAUGAGAGCUUCAUUACAGAUAAGGAUGUUCUGUUUGCCAAAGGUGUCAACCAUAAACACGGACUAAAUGUUGCAGCAUGAAACCUCUGUUGCAUCUUCAAUCGCAAAAUAGAAAGUACUUUAACUGUGUCUGCAGUUGCACAAGAGGUCUUUAGGUGUGAGCAUCCAGAAGAAAAAGUGCUUUACCAGCUCCUUGGAUCCAAAAUCACUCUGUCAAUCUAUGGGGACCCUUUUCCUUCUGUUCUUUAUUAUGAUAUCCCACCAUCUUAUUACGGACCCCUGCAGUAUGCUCAUGUUAGAACUACAAAAAGCAAGAAGAUGAAACUAUGUGCCUGCACCUUGGUGUUUAAUGUUGCAGAAUUCAUAAGAGAAAGGGUAAUGUACAAUUCCCAUUUUUGGUGUAGAGCAUUUCUUUCUGUAUGAUAAUAACAGAGAAGAUAAUCUGGAACAAAUUCUUGAAAGUAGGUUGUCAGGGUACAAUGUGAGCAGAUAUCCAUGGCCAUGGGCUAAGACACAGUAAGUUAGGUUUUCACACUGUGCUAUCAUGGCCAGAGUUGAAUAAGCAGGUGGGACUGGGUCCUCAGGCCAAGCGCAUUCAGGAAGUAAAAGCCAACAGCAAGGAUCUUACUUCAGGGGCUCUCUUGAUUGUGGUUACAAGUCUAAGUUCACAGAGGAAACAGCAUUCAGGAAUUUCCGAAUCUUAUAUAGGUCAAGUUUCCUUCAAGUGUGGGAAUUUUGGGCCAUCAGGGCUUACUAAACACCCUGACAGAGGGGUAACCCAAGGGUACACUGCAGAGAGAGGCUGGAGAAAAGGUUCAAGUCCAUACUUUUGUUGGAAGCUGCCUCUCCUUCAUUGUAGAAUGUAAUACACUGUUUCCAGCUGAACAAGGGAUACAAGACAUUAUAAAUGCAGUCCUCCAUGGCAGUGAUAAAUCGGUAUAAAUAUUAGGCAUGGAAUGAGUUUAAGGUCAAGUUUAGAAGGAGAGUGUCUGCUAUGUUGUGGAUUUGAGUGGCUCUAAACAUUCUGCUUCUCAGGACAGAACACCUGGCCUUAGCAAUAAGACCAUUCAGCCACAGGAUUGGGGACAUAGAUUUUGUGCGGUGAAUGAUACUGCAUUGAAAGAUUUUGCAAUCAGGGUGUUUUCUUUGAGUAACGAGCCAACUUCCAAACUAGAAUGGCAGUUAUAAAUCUAAUGUUUAAUGCUCAUAUACCUCAAAUCCUGUUUGCUUGUAUAUAUAUAAACAAAUCGAUAUUUGAGGGGUGAUUCAUUGCCCCAUGUUUAAACUUGACAAUUUGAACUUAAUGCCAAAGGCAAACAGGGUAGAUCAAUCUUUUAUAGCGGAAGCCGUAUUUCAAAGCAUAUGUUAAGUAAAAGAGCAUAUUUGUAUAAUGAUAUGUUUCACCAGGACAAGUCCUAUUUCAAAGAAUUUGGUGAAAA